AUUCGCCGCAACCAUUGCAAGUGCCAUUUACACCGUUCUCUAUAGUGUUAGUUUAAAGUUUGAUAGUUUUUUUUUGUUUAUCUGUGAAAAUUGUUUAUCAAUUAUCUGAGAUAAUGAUAUAUGUAUAUAAUAAAUACUAAAUCUCGAUUGUUGAUAAAGGAAAACCAUGUCUCUGUUAGAAAAUAACUCAUUUAUUCAAAUAUUGACGACAACUUUCCAUCCGCAUGAUGAAAAAUAUGAAGAAUAUCAUCACAAUGAUGAAAAUAUGUCGAAUGUAUUGAUCGCAAAAGGAAUCACAAUGAUUAUCUUAUGCAUAGUAAGCACUUGCAUGGGUAUUUUACCUAUGCAAAUGGCAAAGUGCUUAAAAUGGAAUAUUUCUAAUACUGAAAAUCCUAGGUCAACAAAAUUAGUAAGCUUUCUUCUUGGAUUCGGUGGUGGUGUUCUUUUUUGCACGAUGUUUCUUCAUUUAUUACCCGAAGUAAAGAAAGGACUAGAACAUCUUACAAAAGAAGGAAAACUUCCAGAAUUUAGUUUUUCCUUAUCUGAAAUGCUUACCUGUACUGGUUUUUUUAUUAUGUAUUUGGUCGAAGAAUCAGUACAUUCAUAUUUGCGGAAGAAAACAGCACACAAAAAAGAAUUUUCAAAGAAAGAUGUUAGUAGGAGUACUAAUGAAUUAAUUGAAAAUGGAGAAACUUUGCCGAAUUUUGUUAGUGGACAUUCACAUUAUAACAGUCAUGGUCAUUCGCAUCAUUUACCAGUCAUAAUAGAUGAGAAACAUGACUUUAUCAUAAGUUCAUUAAGAGGAUUAUUAAUUAUUUUGGGUUUAUCUGUACAUGAAUUAUUUGAAGGACUUGCUAUUGGAUUAGAAAGUUCAGCCUCUUAUGUUUGGUACAUGUUUGCAGCAGUAGCGGCUCAUAAAUUCGUGAUAGCAUUUUGUAUUGGCGUAGAAUUAAUUACUUAUAAUACCAAACGAUAUCUUUCGAUAAUCUACAUUUGCACAUUUGCAAUUGUUUCUCCUCUAGGAAUUGCCAUAGGAAUUUUUCUAGUUGGUGACGAAAAUGCCGCCACCAGUGGCAUAUUACCAGUAUUACUGCAGGGUUUGGCUUCUGGUACUUUAUUGUAUGUAAUAUUUUUCGAAAUUCUUCAAGAGCAUAGAAGUGGACUCAAUCAAUAUUUAUCGAUUCUAUUUGGAUUCAUCUUGAUGUUUGGAUUACAGUUGUUAAUACUUAUAAAAAUGGAGGAAGCAACUACAUCUACUGUUUUAUUAGUAGCAAAGAUAGGUGCAAUGAUUGGUCUUGGUUUUGGUUCUUUGCUUCUGGGAAUGCUACCGCUGAUUGUCGGACGUUACAGAAUGAAUCAUCGUAAAAAACAACAUUGUGGAAUUUUCAGUAAUUCCAGUACUUGUACAUCGACAUCAGUUUCAAACGCUUCAUCCGCUAGUGUCAUCUCUGGAUCUGCAACGAGUUCACAAGGUUUACAAACAUCGUUGCUGCUCUGUUUUGGCGGAGGAGUUCUUCUCUUCACCACAUUCUUACAUCUAGCUCCAGAGGUUCGAAUCAGCGUAGAAAGACAUCAAACAAACAAUCAACUACCUACUCUAGGCACGCUAAGUUUAUCAGAGCUACUAUUUUGCGCCGGAUUUUUUCUCGUCUAUUUCGUUGAGGAGGCAGUACAUGCAGCGCUGACGGGAAAACCCGAUUCAUCGGAAGCGCUGCUAUAUAGAACAGUAUCUGUGCGUAGAUGUAAUAAUCAAACAAGUGCAACAUCAACCACAAUUGGAUCGACCACCACAGUAUCCACCACAAUCAGGUCUACAUGGAAAGAAGAUAACAAUGAUUCAGAAGAUAGCGAAAAUAAUUUAAACAAACGGCAAAACGACUUGGAUGAAUUUCACGAUAGCAAACAAGAGAAAAUGUUACCCACAAUAUUUGUUUUAUCAUCUCCUAUAGGAUUAUCUUCCAUAAAGCAUAGUUCACAAAACAACAUGAAGCACUUUUCUGAUGUAGAAUUGAAUCAUUAUCCCAGAAUGGAACAUCAUGAACAUAAUCAUGUGACUAUAACAAAAAAAACAUCAAUACAAGGACUAUUAACAGUUCUUGCUUUAUCUUUUCACGCAAUUUUCGAAGGUUUAGCUGUAGGUUUAGAACCUUCUAUUAGUUCUGUUAUUUACCUGGCUGCUGCAAUAGCUACUCAUAAAUUAGUGAUUUCAUUUUGUGUUGGUAUGGAGCUUUAUGUUGCUGGUGCUUCUACUAAGACUACUCUUGGAUAUCUAACAAUAUUUUCUAUGGUAACACCAAUUGGUAUUGCCGUUGGAUUAGCCCUUGGUCAUUUUAAAAAUGAUAGUGAGAAUUUAGGACCUACUCCAACAAUACUACAAGGAAUGGCCGCUGGAACAUUGCUGUACGUGGUUUUCUUCGAAGUAUUGGCGCGAGAGAGAGCUAACGAGAAAAGUGGCCUUUUACAAUUAACUGCCAUAAUUAUCGGAUUUAUGCUGAUGUUGGGUUUACAAAUCGCCACCGCGCAUUCUCACUCUCAUUCACAUUCACAUGACGAUCAUGCAUAUAUGCACGAUCAUAAUACCGAACAUCAUCAAGAAAAUGAUCACAAUCACGAGUUGGAUUCCCAUGAACAUAUCUAUUCAAAUGAAAUGAGCGAACGAAUACUCACUGACAAAAUCUAUAAAGUGACAGAAAGUAUUGCAGAUACUAUGAGCAACAUUUUAUCUUCAACGAUAAAAAUUCCAACUGAUAUGUCUUUCCAAACUAAUAAUAACGAAACAGUAUUGCACGAAAAUCGAAGUUAAUAUUCGUUAAUAACAAAAUAUUGAAUACUAAAACUAAAGUAUUUGAUAUUUCUUUAAUGGGAUAAAUGAACCUUGAAAUUUAUCUCAUUUUGCAACGAUGCAUAGUACACGAUAAGAAGAUUAAAAAAGAAAUUUUGAAACGAAGAAAUGAAAAAGAACAGUAUUAUGAAACUUUGGUUUCAAUCUAAAAAAGGAAAACGAUACUCUUAUUAUACGGGUAUUAUAUGCAUAUGUUACCAAUUAUGCAAAUUAUGCAGAUAUUAAAUGGUAAUAUUUACGAAAUAUGGUAAAAAUGUACAUCUAAAACAACAAUAAAAUAUCGCCAUUGUCUUUGAAUGGCCAAAUGUGAUACGAUUCAUAAGUAUAAGUGUUUAAUCGCGUAAUUACUUAAUUUCUUCUUAAUGUAAUAUAAAUGUAAUUUACAUCUGUCUAUCUUAUAUCUAUCUUUUAUAUUAUAACUAUAAUACAAAACUAUUUCUUAAUUCUUUAUAUUAAUAUUGAAAUACGUACAAGUAUGUACAUAUGUGUUUACAUAUAAUGCAUAUUAUUAUAACAUUAUAAUAAAAGUAUAAUAUUGUAAUAAAAUAGAAUAUAUUUUGCUAUUAUCGAUUCUUUAUGUUCAAAAGUAACAGUUUUAAAUUUUAAUUAUUAUAAAUAUUAAAUCAU
Molecule: messenger RNA, 3469 nt
Organism: Apis laboriosa (Himalayan honeybee)
Lineage: Eukaryota; Metazoa; Arthropoda; Insecta; Hymenoptera; Apidae
Exons: 11
Coding region: 167-2803 (878 amino acids)
Biological process (GO): zinc ion transmembrane transport
Cellular component (GO): plasma membrane
Molecular function (GO): zinc ion transmembrane transporter activity
Source: RefSeq, a predicted model, not a curated record